GUUCUCUUUGACCAGUCUGAAGUUCCCUCUUGUUUUCAUCAUGGAGCCAGCAAAUUUGAAAGGUGUUGUUGGUCAACCUGAAAUUACAGCGCAGACUGAAUCGGCCGAACCGACCAAACAAGAGAUUCACUCCAAGGGCGAACAUGUUAUCACUUUUCGAAUGGCAGAUGGUGAAAAGGCACACAAUGUUCAGCAGAGCGGAGUGAGCCGUAUCGAAGCCUUUUCCCGCCUGUUCGGUCGUCGACAUCCCGUCGCAAUCACCCUCUACUUCUGCAUUCUCGCCGUUGCCGUUUCCUUCUCGCUUGACCAGUCCACCACGGCGGCAUACGAUGUCUAUGCCACAGCAGCCUUCAAUCGUCAGUCCUACAUCGGUGUGAUCGAAAUUGCCGAGGCUAUCAUCAUUGCCGUGUCGAAACCCUUCCUUGCCAAAAUAUGCGACGUUUUCUCUCGGCAGACAGCAUACAUUCUAAUCCUGGUUUCCUACGUGAUUGGGUAUAUUGUUGUGGCCACUUCACCCAAUGCCGCAGCACUAUGUGUUGGUCGUGUUAUCUCAUCGACGGGGCAAGCUGGCUUCGACCUGGUAACGGAUAUCAUCGUCGGUGACCUGAGUCCGCUGCAAUGGCGUGGGUUUACCAGUGCAAUGACCUCGUUUCCUUUCCUCUUUCUACCGUUCGUUGGUUCCAAGAUCCAGGCGAGUUUUUGCACUGGCAAUACCGAUGAUUGCUGGAGAUGGGGGUAUGGAAUGUUUUGUAUCAUUGCACCGGCCUUAGUAACUCCUAUCAUCGUCACUCUCUUUUACGCAGACCACCAGGCCAAGAAAGCAGGCGAGCUUUCUUUUGCAGCCAGCCGUCUCGAAACCAGAAGGGCUGUGGAGGCUGGUACUAUGCAGAUUCAACGGCCGACACUUCAGAACCGCUUUUCAACAUUCUGGCAGCUUCUCGAUGAGAUCGACAUCAUUGGCUUGAUGCUACUGGGCAUGGCUUUUGCCCUGAUAUUGCUUCCAUUCAGCCUUGUCAGCGACGCCGAUGGGGGCUGGUCAAACGCCUCCAUGAUUGCUAUGAUAGUCUGUGGCUUCGUCAUCCUCGUCCUCUUUGUUUUUUGGGACGUCAGGUGGGCUAAUUAUCCCUUACUCAACCGACGUGUCUGGCACAACAAAACUUUUAUAUGUGCUGUGGUUAUCGAUAUCUUCUACAUGGUGAGCGGAAAUAUUCGCUCGACCUACUAUACUACCUGGGUUUUUGUCAUUAAACCAUGGGACAACUACAACUGGGGCAACUUUGUGGCUAUCACCACGGUAGCACUCACCCUUUUCGGUAUUCUGGCAGGAUUGUACCAUCGCAUCUUCCACCGGUAUAAAAUCUUACAGAUCUUCGGGCUGUCUUUGCGUAUCCUUGGCUUGGGUAUCACCUACUGGGCCGUUGGUCCGCAUGCCAACACGGGCGCGCUGGUGAUGUCUCAGAUUCUCAACGCCAUGGGUGGUGCAUGCUCCGUCGUUGGAACGCGAGUAGCCUCGCAGGCCUCCGUACCGCAUCAAGACCUCGCCGCGAUUAUCUCGCAAGUCUCACUUUGGACCAAACUUGGCUCUUCCGUGGGCUCCGCCAUCUCCUCUCACACGUACACUAGCACCUACAUGGGCCAUUUGCUAAACGAGGGACUUGGGAGUGAAGAUGCCACGGUUUUCUAUAGCAGCGGUACCAAAGCUAGAACCAUGUUCGCUUGGGGGACCGAAAAGCGAGAGGCCGGUAUUCGGGCGUUCACCAACACCGUUCGACCCAUGUACCUGGCUGCUUUGUGUCUGUCAGUGAUUCCUUUGAUUGCCGGUCUCUUGAUGCCCAAUUACUACUUAGGACGCACUCAGAAUGUGGUCGAUGGUACGGACAACGGCGGUGUCGUUGUCAGCGAAAACCAAGCUCAAGCACAGGAGAAUGGGGGGCAGAAGAAGCAUUGGUUAGCGAAGCUGUGGCGUGGUGUCCAGAACUAGAGCAUCUCAGCUUGAUACCUCCAUUGAUGCAAAAAGCAUAGUGGUAGUGCUGUGGAUCAUUGUGCGUUCACUUGGUGUGAUAAAUUUAUCCGGACACCUAUUCAUGGUCUGGUUGUUUCU
Messenger RNA from Aspergillus steynii IBT 23096, 2101 nucleotides. RefSeq lists its product as uncharacterized. Gene Ontology annotation, molecular function: transmembrane transporter activity. The coding region runs from base 41 to 1981 and encodes 646 amino acids. The transcript has a single exon. The record is from RefSeq and is a predicted model, not a curated record. Gene Ontology annotation, biological process: transmembrane transport. Lineage: Eukaryota; Fungi; Ascomycota; Eurotiomycetes; Eurotiales; Aspergillaceae.